AUGACGAUGGAAAUUAAUAAUAAGGAGGAUGAAAAUCUCUCUAGCUUUAAAAGGAAUCUCAGGAAGAUGAUUCAACUGGAGGAGGAGGCCAAGAAGAGGAGAGAAGAUCAAAGGUCCCGGAAGCUGGUCUCUAUCAGGGUUGGGAAGAUUGAGGGAAUGGGAGAGUCACCUGAAAGAAAAUUUGUUCAGGACAGGAAAAGGGUAUUUGAAGAGCCAAAGGUGGAAUAUGAAGGAGAAGGAAAAGUAAGAGAGAGGAUAGAAAGUUUCAGCAAGAAGGAUGAUGGUGUGGACGAAAGGAUUUUAGGCGAAGAAGAAAAGAAGGGUUUUGUUUAUGAUAAAGACCAUGGAAGGAAUGGAGAAGAGGCCCAAAACAGCACCAAUGCUGAGAGGAAGGGUAGUGAGAGCCUGAAGAUUGUAGAAGAAUGUAAGAUAAGUGUCAACAGAGAGGUAUUGGAAUCUGGACCUAAAUAUAAAGACGAAGAAGCAGAGGAUGAAUGCUUCAAAGAGAUUUCCGUUGAAGACAUCAAAAAGAGCCUCCUUGCAGAAUUAGAUUCGGAGAGGGAAAGUGAAGCAGAUAUCAUAAGUACUGUGAUGAAGUCUGAAAACUCAGCACCUUCGCAGCAGGAAGUUAUAUAUGUUGACAGAGAAAGUAGUUCUUUGGAAACAGAAAAGAACCCAUAUAACAUAGGGUGUAAUGUAUAUGCUUACGACAUCCACUAUAAGAUCUCUGAUCUGUCUUGGGGGAACCCAUCUGGACAUAUAACUCCUAAUGAAAAAGAACCAUCGAUUAGUAGCAACAAAAGUCCUGUAAGGGAACAUGGAGACGUUAAUCUGGAGGAUGGACCUGUAACUUACCAAGAUCUUGACGAGGAAAAGGAGGAGAAGGGAUGGUUUUCUUUGAUAUUUGAGUCCGUUUUUUCUAUCUGCUGUGGUAAGUAG
Molecule: messenger RNA, 939 nt
Organism: Encephalitozoon intestinalis ATCC 50506
Lineage: Eukaryota; Fungi; Microsporidia; Unikaryonidae
Exons: 1
Coding region: 1-939 (312 amino acids)
Source: RefSeq, a predicted model, not a curated record